AUGACCACCAGAACAACGUUCCUUGCCAGCGCGUUGCUGCUCCUCCUGGCAUUCGAGCCGGCCUCCACCACCAACAAAGUCUGGGUCCUGUCCAAACAAGAAAUGGAAGGAGACGGCUGCAACUUUAACUCCUACGUAGCCGACCGAAACAAUUGCGAAAAGAUGUUCUCGAACGUGAGCGUAAUCACAUCUGGCAACAACACCUGCAGCGAUGUCCAGAUUUACAUAGCAUGCGUCAAAGAUGCGAUGCGUCGGACGCUGUGCAGCGCGAAUGAUACGAUUAAAGAAAAUGAAAAUGCCCGCAUCAUGAUGAACGUGAGAAAGAAGAACGUAACCUGCAUCCCAAAAGCCGCACCUCAAAACAUGCGUCAAAUGAUGUCCUGCCUGCGACCUCUAGCUCUUAAAAAGUUCUUCGCAUGUUCUUCAACCUUUCACUAUUACGUGAAAAACAAGGAUGACGUUUCCACAAUUGGAAAUGGCGGCGACUGCAGCGUUGCCACCGGUUACAAGGAUUGUGUCCUACUGGGUCUAAAGCAUUCCGACUGCGCGGAUGACAAAGAAUUCGCUGAACACGUGCUUUACUUCAUGAGAAAUGACAUAUCUGCACUUGCAAAAUCCUGCCGAAGUGAGAAAAACUCACCUAACAGCAACGCUGCAGGAUCGAAGACAUGCAACGAAGACAAAGCCAUUGACACCUACCUUAUGUGCGCGAAAAAGUUCUUCGAGAACGUGGAUUCGGAAGAGCUCCGCAACCUGGCAAAAUUCUCGGUCAAGUCGAAAUCAAAGUAUCAAAUUACGAGUGACGACGUUCGUCGCAUGUUGGACUCUACAUUGAAACCAGAUCCCCCAGAAGAACUAAGAGUUGACCCUUGCACGGCCGUCAAGUCUUGGCUUAACUGCUAUUAUGACGACUUGGUCAAAUUGAACUGCUCAACGGAUUCCGAGUUGUAUAAACGAUCACAGUCAAUAUAUCAAGUGAUGGUUGACGAAUUCAAUUGUGUAAACACCCAAUUUCAAGCCCUGGCAAGCUCGGACACAUUGGACUGCCAAGAGAAGCCCAUGCUUAACAAUUUCUUCAUCUGUGCCAUCAACUACAACGUCGAGAGGAAAGGAAUCCCGCUAUCGCUGCAAAUUAAGCCUGAAGCUGUGUGCCCAUCCAACCAAAAGUUUGAAAUGUGCGUGGCACAAGCAAUGCGUGAAUCAAGCUGUCUCCACGAAAGGAUGAAAAUUAUGCAUCAUCUCAAGUAUUUAACCGACGUCAUUACGAUGCCCAGGGUUACAUGCAACGAAAACAACGGAGAAUACUCACGGCAAAUCCAGCAGCGGGAUAAGCGCUGCGCCAAAACGGUGCUCUAUAAGGAGUACUUCACGUGCGGACUGUCUUUCCAGAAGGAGCUAGAAAUGCACAAUAACUUCGUAAGGGACGACACCGGAAAAGAAAGAUGCACGACAAUGAAUUCCUACAACGAGUGCUUCCGACGGGCUGUUGACACAUCCGAGUGCCAUUCCAAGUCGGCAGUCACCGAUACAAUGCUAUACCUUAUGGAACUCGAGACCAAGGGGAUUGAUUACAAUUGCGAAGAGCCGAGGCCCGUCUUAGAUGCUGGAAUUAUAUCGACACGGUGCUCCAAGAAUCUAGCCGUCAAAAAUUCGUUUCUCUGCGCCAUGACCUUCGAGCAUUUGGUAGAGGACCUGAAGGUUAAACGAGAAGCGACUGCUGAUAAAGUGUGCAAAUACCUGGAAGAUAUGAAUAGCUGCGUGGAUAUCGUGAAGAAGAGCACAGGAUGCGACCGCGACGGGGAGAUCUUUAAUCACGUGUCCCCAAUUUUGCAUUCAUUGACACACGAAUACGAUCGGGCAUGCAGAAAUGUCACAAAUAGUUUCCGGAUGUCUUUCGUCCAAUUAAAAUCCCAAGACACGUGCAUACGCCAACGUGUAUUGAAGAAAAUGUUCGUGUGCGGACUGAGCUUCAGCAAUCUUUUCGACGAAAUGGAACCCCGUGCCGUAGGAAGCAACCCUGUCAAAUGCAAACUUCUUAUCGACUACGAGCAGUGCAUCGCCAAGGCUUCUCGCGGCACGGGCUGCGACGAAGACGCCGAAAUGCGAGUUCAAAUCAUGUCCUUUUCGGACAUCAUGCGCGACGAGUACAAAGACUCCUGUCCCAACAUGGUGUACAAGAACUCCCCAGAGGCACCCGAGGCAUUCGAGGAUUACGAAGAAGACUGGGCUGACAGUGACCCCUACUGGUACGACUCGAAAGAAAAUUCCGAAGCGCAUGCUGCAAGUAAGGCGCGCAAAGCCAGCGCUCCGAUGAAUCGGGACCGGGAGGAUCCGUUCGGGAACAUACCGGACAAGGGCAACGCGGCGAGCCCCCCUCUGAACCAUGGAUCAUCCAACGACCAGCAGCGAGGACCCGCCAAAGAGAGGAUUCUCAGCGCCGCCAUGAAACCAGACACACUCAGACAACAGGUCGGUUCACUGUCAAACAACGCAACGAUCUCGAAUGAGAUGGAACUUGCUUCAUUCCUUGGAAAGGACCCUAAGAAGCUUUCCUCUGGUCCUACAAACCUUAAGCGAAAAGUUCAAAUUGAAAAGGAAUACUUAGAUGAUUCUCCAGCUGCCAUGGCUUCAUACGGCUUUGGAUCCGACUACAAGGACGACUACGGAGACAGCUCCUUUGCGAGAACAUCUAAUAAACGAAUCGGGCUUCGCUCCCGGACACAGCAGAGGCGGGGCGACCCCAACGUCUGGGUAAACAACCGAAGGGCCAUGAAGAUCCUAGACGACGAAGAACAACAGGAGGACGACGACAUCAUGGGUUUGAUGCGUCGAAAGCGCAAGCGCAUGGGGAGCGAGACGGUACGCAAACUGGGCAAAGACCUCCAGGUCAAGAAACAACUUGACUACGACGACGACGGCGAGGACGACGACAUCCUCACGGACAGAGAAACUCACAUCUCUGGAGAUGAAUGCAACUUAAAACAAUUGAAGCGUCAAUCUGAGACUUGCGAUCGAACUUUCUCGGACAGCAUAAAAGUAUCCUGGAGUAAAGACUGGCCCGGAUCGUCCUCGACCUCACCUGUAAAAGAAGUUCAGGACAAACUCUGCAAUUCUCUCCUUAUCUACCGAACCUGCCUGCUCGACACCGCCAAACGAAUGCACUGUGGGGAAAUUGCGGGCAAGGUGGCCAUCGUCGUUGAGGAACAGAUGAAGAAGCUCGGAGUCGCAUUCUGCGCUGCUUCAGCCUCAAAGGUCUCGAUGUGGACGAUGAUGCUGCUACCACUCACUCUGCUAGUGCGCUACGCUCUUCAAACCUAG
Ixodes scapularis (black-legged tick) is the source of this 3318-nucleotide messenger RNA. RefSeq lists its product as uncharacterized. NCBI's taxonomy places the organism in Eukaryota, Metazoa, Arthropoda, Arachnida, Ixodida, Ixodidae. The record is from RefSeq and is a predicted model, not a curated record. The transcript is spliced from 20 exons. The coding region runs from base 1 to 3318 and encodes 1105 amino acids.